UGGCCUUGGGUGUGGGCCCUCCCGGGGUCCCGGGGUUGGAGCGGGGCUGGCCCCCUCACCCGUCUGCCUUCUCCCGGUGCCUGCAGGAUCCCUUUGUGGCGUUCCACAUCAACAAGGGCCUUGUGAGGAAGUACAUGAACUCUCUCCUGAUUGGAGAACUCUCUCCGGAGCAGCCCAGCUUUGAGCCCACCAAGAACAAAGAGCUGACCGAUGAGUUCCGGGAGCUGCGGGCCACCGUGGAGCAGAUGGGGCUCAUGAAGGCCAACCAUGUCUUCUUCCUGCUCUACCUGCUGCACAUCCUGCUGCUGGAUGUUGCUGCCUGGCUCACCCUUUGGGUCUUUGGGACAUCCUUCGUGCCGUUCGUCCUCUGCGCGGUGUUGCUCAGCACAGUUCAGGCCCAGGCUGGCUGGCUGCAGCACGACUUUGGGCACCUGUCAGUCUUCAGCACCUCAAGGUGGAACCACAUGCUCCACCACUUUGUGAUUGGCCACCUCAAGGGGGCACCAGCCAGUUGGUGGAACCACAUGCACUUCCAACACCACGCCAAGCCCAACUGCUUCCGCAAAGACCCAGACAUCAACAUGCAUCCCUUCUUCUUUGCCCUGGGGAAGAUCCUCUCCGUGGAG
This is a messenger RNA of Carlito syrichta (Philippine tarsier), 626 nucleotides long. Its product is annotated as fatty acid desaturase 1-like. The transcript is spliced from 4 exons. Gene Ontology annotation, molecular function: oxidoreductase activity, acting on paired donors, with oxidation of a pair of donors resulting in the reduction of molecular oxygen to two molecules of water. Gene Ontology annotation, biological process: lipid metabolic process. Lineage: Eukaryota; Metazoa; Chordata; Mammalia; Primates; Tarsiidae. Gene Ontology annotation, cellular component: membrane. The record is from RefSeq and is a predicted model, not a curated record. The annotation marks the transcript as partial.